Molecule: messenger RNA, 942 nt
Organism: Triticum turgidum subsp. durum (durum wheat)
Lineage: Eukaryota; Viridiplantae; Streptophyta; Magnoliopsida; Poales; Poaceae
Source: the annotation of a GenBank genome assembly
AUGGAGGUGGCGGCGGCGGCGGGGGUGUACGAGGAGAUGCUGCGGGUGGUGGAGGCCUGCGCCGCCCGCAUCCGGUGGCGCCUCCGCCCACAAUCCAAGCGCCGCCUCCUCAACGAUAUCAUGUUCCUCUGCACCGGGUUGCGGCCUGUUAUACUGAUGGACUACGGCGGCACGAUGCCUCAGCUACAGGACAAUCUCUGCAGCCUGCUGCACCAUGCUCGGCAGGAAGCAAGGAUCUUGAAUCCGCUAAGGGUGAUGGUUAUCAAAGAUAUGCUCUAUUUGAUUCACGUACAAGGACUUGCUGAACACGUGUCACCAAAUGGAAGGUCACAGUACCAGCUAGCUUUUGUGGACCUAGAGAAAAGCUAUUGCAAACUUCUUGCAAACACAGAAAAGAAUGAAACCAUGGUGGAGCUUUUAUCCGUCCAGGAUCGUUUUUCAGCUAAAUUCCCUGUUGAAGCAGAUGUAGAACCUGGAACAGCAAAGCAGAAGUCGGGACUUCCAGAGAGAGACACUGAUGUGGAGUGCACUGGCAUCAGUAUUGCUGACGCGACCUCACUGGUUGUUGAUCUGAGUGCCUUCCUAGAGGGUACCCGAAUUGCACUGCCUUCUCUGAAUGGGUGGCUUUUGGGUUAUCCUGUAACAUAUUUGUUUCGCAAUGAAAGUGGUGAGGCGGCCACUCAGAAUCUCUCCAAGCACUCUCUUCACAUCUACAGGAUAUAUGUGGUCAGAAAUCGCCAUUCAGAUGCUAAACAAUCAGAAGAGGAACUGCUGAGUUUUUCAGUUCCGUGUGACAUGAGCGCGAAACGCGACGAAGAACCAUGGGCCAAGUCAUUUCUAGCUGGCAUAAACGGGAAGCUUGAGCGAUGCAGCCACGUCUGGGCCUCGGCGCGUCUGGAGAUCGAGGUCUUCCGAAGCCAGUCCGGGGUCAUCGUGUUGUAA